Messenger RNA from Thermochaetoides thermophila DSM 1495, 2040 nucleotides. RefSeq lists its product as uncharacterized. The transcript is spliced from 2 exons. NCBI's taxonomy places the organism in Eukaryota, Fungi, Ascomycota, Sordariomycetes, Sordariales, Chaetomiaceae. Gene Ontology annotation, molecular function: ATP binding; nucleic acid binding; RNA helicase activity. Bases 1 to 2040 code for a protein of 679 amino acids. The record is from RefSeq and is a predicted model, not a curated record. Gene Ontology annotation, cellular component: nucleolus.
AUGGCUCCCGAGCAGGCUCGCUCAAAGAAGUCGUCCAGGUCAUGGACUGCAUUCAAUCCUCCGCUACCGCAAUGGAUCCUUGACUACGUCUCAUCAAUGGGUUAUGAGCAGCCCACGCCAGUGCAAAAGUCAUGUCUUGAUAUCUUUCGGGGGAACAAGGACGUUGUCGUCGAGGCCGUCACUGGUAGCGGAAAGACACUCGCUUUCUUGAUUCCAGUAGUAGAGAGACUCCUUCGCCUUGACGAAGCAGCAAAGAAACACCAUGUCCAAGCCAUCAUCAUCUCCCCCACCCGCGAACUUGCGUCUCAGAUCUACAAUGUGCUGGUGUCCCUGAUCAAGUUCCAUCCUGAAUCUUCAGAACUCCUCCAAUACGCAAAGAGCGACGAGAAGCGGCCAGCUACUACCAAACCUGUCAUCGUCCCCCAGCUCCUCGUCGGUGGUACAGUCAAGGCAGCCGAGGACCUGAGUAUCUUCCUGCGCUUGUCACCGAACCUCCUUGUCGGCACUCCCGGCCGCCUCGCCGAGCUUCUGUCGAGCCCAUAUGUUAAGACCCCCGCUUCGUCGUUCGAGGUCCUGGUCAUGGACGAGGCUGACCGCCUGCUCGACCUCGGCUUCUCCCCUGAGCUCACACGUAUCUUGGGCUACCUCCCCAAGCAACGGCGUACAGGCUUGUUCAGCGCGUCGCUAAGUGAUGCCGUUGAGCGACUGAUCACAGUUGGCAUGCUCUAUCCUCACAAGAUCACGGUGCGGGUGAAGAGCUUAAAAACAGGAGGCGUCAUCGAGGAGAGAAAGACACCCAUGUCUCUCCAGAUGUCCUACAUCGUAACCCCGGCCAGCCACAAGAUCCCAGCUCUCUGUCAAAUCCUCGAAAAACUCGAUCCCCGUCCCCAGCGCUCCAUCGUCUUCUUCUCAACCUGCUUCGCGGUCAAGUACUUCGCGCGCGUCCUCCACGGCAUCCUCCCCGCCGGCUACAGCAUCGUAUCCCUACACGGCAAGCUCGAACCGCACGUCCGCGAAAAGAACUACGAGCGCUUCGUCACCGCGACCUCCCCCACAGUCCUCCUUACCACCGACAUCGCCGCGCGCGGCCUCGACAUCCCCCAAGUCGACCUCGUCAUCCAGCACGACCCGCCCACCGACACCAAGGUCUUCAUCCACCGCUGCGGUCGUGCCGGCCGCGCCGGCCGCCGCGGUCUCUCCGUGGUCAUGCUCCAGCCAGGUCGUGAAGAAGGAUAUGUGCAGCUCCUUGAAGUGAGGCAGACGCCCAUCACACCACUCGAACACCCACAGAUCUCGGUCACCGAUACCCAAGCGGACGAUGUAGCCAACAAGAUCCGCGAGCAGGCCAAGAAGGACCGGGAAGUCUUCCAGCUCGCGCAGCGCGCCUUCGUCAGCUGGGCACGUAGCUACAUGGAGCACCAAGCAACUUCCAUCUUCCGCGUUGCCGACCUCGACUGGUUCGACCUGGCUAAAGGCUACGGCCUGCUCGAGCUGCCCAAAAUGCCCGAAACCCGUGGUCUGGAUCGGUCCUUGGGCUUAGGUAUCGACACGUCAGCGAUCCCGUUUAAAGACAAAGCGCGCGAAAAGAAGCGGCUAGCCGAGCUGGAGAAGUGGAAGGCCGAGAAGGCGGAGAAGGAGGCUGCUGCGGCGGCAGCCGGCGAAACAGCCGGUGCCGAUGGCAGCAACCCGCUCAAGAGGAAGAAGAACGAGGCUUGGAGCGGGAAGCACGAGCAGGAGGAGCUGCGCCAGCUGAGGAAAGAAAAGAAGCGCAGGAAGAAGGAGGCGUUGAAGAUGGCCAGGAUGACGGAGAAGGAGAAGGAAGAGCUGAGGAAGCUGGAGGAGCUGAUUAAUGAGGUGAGGAAGAGGAAUCAGCAGGCUGCGGCGGGCACGGCGAAUGGGCAGCCAAUGAAGGAGGGUGGGAGUAGUAGUAGUAGUAGUAGUAGUAGUAGUAGUAGUAAUGGGACCGAGAGCAAAGGCGGAGGGAAGGAAUCAAAAGGGGGUGCGGAUGAGGAGAGUGAGUUUGAGGGCUUCGAUGAUUGA